Messenger RNA from Cladophialophora immunda, 1464 nucleotides. RefSeq lists its product as uncharacterized. The transcript has 3 exons. NCBI's taxonomy places the organism in Eukaryota, Fungi, Ascomycota, Eurotiomycetes, Chaetothyriales, Herpotrichiellaceae. Bases 1 to 1464 code for a protein of 487 amino acids. Gene Ontology annotation, cellular component: membrane. The record is from RefSeq and is a predicted model, not a curated record.
AUGGAAGGAAACGGCUCAGAUCAUACCCUACAGUCAGAACGUGCAGAAGACGAACAAUUAGAGAAGCAAUGCAAAGAUUCGGGGCAUGAGAAGGACGAGAACCAAGCGCUGCGUGGGACUAGCGGCGAUGAAGAAAGGAAUUCACCAGAAAUUCCUCCGUUGCCAGUCGGCCUUUUCGACCCAUCACUAAAGGGUGUACGCAAAGAAGUCGCGAAGAAGUGGGCCCUUACAGUCCUGAUACUCUUCUGCUUCAUCCUUUGCGUUCUGUCCCUCUACUGGGCCGUUUUAUUCCAUGUGCCGCAGAACUUGUCAGCCCUGACCGUGGCCGUGGUCAGCUUCGAUGGUCGCUUUUCGCCCUUUGAAGGUACGACACCUUUGGUUGGGGACGCCGUCAAGCAGCCUGCACGAGAACAAGCCUCGCUCCCUGCUUAUGCACUAAGCUACAGGGUCGAACCUCCAGAGAAAUAUGGUGGCGACCCUAUCGCAGUGAGACAAGCUGUCUACGAUGAGCAUGUCUGGGCGGCCAUCAUUGUCAAUGCCAACGCAACGGUACUUCUUCAACGCGCUGUCGCCAGUGGAAAUUCCAGCUACUCACCGCUUGGCGGCGGUCAGAUAUUCGUCAACUCAGCCCGAGAUGAAACCACUUAUGCCAACUACAUCAACCCUCAAUUGUUCGAAUUCAGAGUUAACGUGGUGGCAAUGUUUGGAGAACAGUGGAACACAUUGAACCCGGCAAUUGGCUUCUCCUCGUUCGAUCUCCGGCCCUUCGCACCUGCACAGGCCACACCGGCCGUUACAAUCGGCCUCAUCUACCUCAUCAUCAUUGCGUUCGUCUCCUUCUCCUUUUUCCUCCCGGUUUACACCAAGUUUCUCAUCCCGAAGUGCCACCCUCCCCUACACUUUUGGGCACUGGUUCUCUUCCGUCUCUUCAUGACGACGGCUGCUUAUCUCUUGAUGUCCCUGGCUUAUUCGCUGGUGUCACUGGCGUUCCUCAUCCCCUUUUCCAAUAAGUAUCCGCACAACGAUACCACGAUGGCAAAAGACCCAGAUGCUUACGGACACGCAACAUUUGUGGGGUAUUGGAUGCUGAACUGGGUGGGAAUGUAUGCAUUGGGUUUGGCUAGUGAGAACGUCACAAUGAUUAUUGGUCAGCCGUGGACUGCUUUGUGGCUCAUCUUCUGGGUCAUCUCCAACGUCUCAACUGCCUUUUAUGCGAUCUCCUUGGCACCGGGCUUCUUUCAGUUCGGCUAUGCCUGGCCCUUGUAUCGUAUUGUCAACGCCAGCCGCACGAUCCUAUUUGAUACACAUAGUCGGAUUGGUCUGAAUCUUGGCGUGCUGCUUGCAUGGCGCGCAGUGAAUAUUUUGCUAUUCCCUUUCCGCUGUGUCUUUAUGCGCUGGAAGACCAACAAGGAAUUGAUGAGAACGAGCCGUCGCAGGAAAAUACAAUAUUUGGUAGAUGGGUAG